AUGCCCGAUGAUGGUCCACAUAAAACUGGAUGUGCAAGAACUGAGGGAUAUUAUAAAAUACCUCCAGAAGAAAAACGUAAAUAUGUUGAUUAUGGAAUGCCUGGUACUUCUUAUGCCAAAGAUAAAGAAUCUGCUCCAAGUUCACGUGCAUCACGUGCUAAAAGACGUGAGAUACAAUUACAAAUGGCAGAAUAUCAGGACUUGGCAGUUGACACGGAUAUUCUUCAAUAUAAUCCAUUAAAAGCUCGUGAAAAAGAGCUUACAAUUGCAAAAUCUCAUAUUCAUGAUUAUGGACUAUUUGCCUUAGAACGUAUCAAGGCUAACGAAUUUGUUAUACAGUAUACAGGCGAAGUCAUACGUCAGGCUGUUGCGGAUCUUCGUGAAAGAAAAUACAAGGCUGAAGGAAUUGACAGCAGUUAUAUGUUUCGUGUUGGAGAUGAUACAAUUGUUGAUGCAACAAAAGUAGGAAACAAUGCAAGAUUGAUAAAUCAUUCGUGCGAGCCAAAUUGUAAUGCAAAAAUACUAACUAUUAAAGGUAAGAAAAAAAUAGCUAUAUACGCUAAACAAGAUAUCGAAUUUGGGGAAGAAAUUACAUAUGACUAUAAGAUUUCUAAAAAAAACAUGUACAUAUAUAAGUGA
Entrophospora sp. SA101 is the source of this 639-nucleotide messenger RNA. The record is from the annotation of a GenBank genome assembly. NCBI's taxonomy places the organism in Eukaryota, Fungi, Glomeromycota, Glomeromycetes, Entrophosporales, Entrophosporaceae.